Molecule: messenger RNA, 3170 nt
Organism: Hippocampus comes (tiger tail seahorse)
Lineage: Eukaryota; Metazoa; Chordata; Actinopteri; Syngnathiformes; Syngnathidae
Product: WSC domain-containing protein 1-like
Exons: 9
Coding region: 381-2102 (573 amino acids)
Source: RefSeq, a predicted model, not a curated record
GCGAAAGAGAGAGAGGGAGAAACGGAGAGCAAGAGAGGGAGAUUAUAUAAAAGAGGUGACCGGAGCGAGGCAGGACGGCAUUAACCCAAGAAAGUGAUCGCUGCUGUUCGUGGAUACACGCGAGUCAAGGAUCCUCCUGGAGUCAGCGACCACAGACCGGCAUAUCAAAUCCCUUCCGUGCCGUGACGCAUCCAUUGUUCCAGCAGCACUGUUGGACUGUGUGCCAACGAAGGACCGAGACUAAAUGUCUGUGACACUGCCAAAUGCUGCAGCUCCUGCCAAGAUUAUGAAGUUGUAAGUAGGUUACUAGAUCUGUCAUUCUCGCACCUAAUCCAUGAAAUGGCCCUCCUCUUUGAUGAGAGACUGUAACGGAAGCAGGCAUGGCAGUGCUGCUCUCCAGACUGCUCUGCCCCUUGAAGCGGGCGCAAAUGCUGCUUCUGUGCCUGGGCAUCGCCUAUCUCAUGGCAGGCAGCAUCCUGCUCAUGCAACGCUCCAACGUCCGAGUAUCCCAGCCAAGCCUCCUCGCGUUUCCUCCCUUGCUGUCGCUUGCGGCACCUCCGACCACCCUUGGGACUGCAGGCUCGGGUGUGAGGGCACGAUCCAGAUGGGCCGCAGUACACUUUGCAUCUGGAGCUGGCGCCAAGGUGGAGCAGCACUGGCCCGCCUCCCGAGGCCUGAGAGGCCAACACCUGCAUCGCCACUGGUUUCAUGGUACAUUAACGGAGAGUCCAGAGAAUGCAGGUCCUGAUCGAAAGAAGCCCAGCCAUAAAGGGACCUACAUUGGUUGCUUCCUGCACAACAUCAGCGAGCGAGCCCUUGGAGGAAUUAUGCUUUAUGACCUGCGGAAAAUGACCAGCUCUCUGUGUCAAGACACCUGCUCAGAAAGUGGGUAUCAGUUUGCAGGUUUGGAGUAUGGCGCAGAAUGUCACUGUGGGAACAGAAUCAACAGCCCGCAGGUUGCCGAGGAGGAUUGUAGUCUGGCCUGUCGGGGUGAGAGGGGUUCUCCUUGUGGCGGCGUGGGACGUCUCUCCAUUUACAAGGUGCAGGAGCAGAUGCCCGGUCACCGAAAAUUCAGGAAUGCUCACCAGCGAGGCUGCUUCAAAUUGGGGAACAACACAACCAACAACUUCCCAAUUCACUCAUUUCAAACCAAUCUCACUUCACAGUCCUGCAUCGAGACUUGCACCGACAAGGAGCUCCCGCUUGCCGUGUUCAAGAAGCCCCAUUGUUUCUGUACUUGGACAUCCUCUCUCUUCAGUCUGGACCAGCAGUCUGCUCGAAAUCGAUGUUUGGAAAACACGGGUAUGGACAGCAUCAGUAACUCCACUCCUCCAACAUCGAUUGGGCAGGACUACUAUCAGGUCUAUCACACGCCUGUUCUUGACUCCAGGUGCAAGGAGAGGAUGUUUCUACCACAGAGAUCCAGCUCUGUCGUGGCUCUCUCCAGUUUUCCCGGUGCCGGCAACACUUGGGUCCGACACCUGAUCGAGCUCAUGACAGGCUACUACACUGGCAGCUUCUAUUUUGAUGGCACCUUAUACAGCAAAGGUUUCAAAGGAGAGAAGGACUUCUGGCGGAGUGGUCGCAGUAUUUGUGUCAAGACUCAUGAGAGUGGAAAGAAAGAGAUUGAGAUGUUCGACUCCGCCAUUCUGCUGAUUCGGAAUCCUUAUCGGUCCCUGAUGGCUGAAUUCAACCGCAAGUGUGCCGGACAUUUAGGCCACGCUUCAGAUGCCCAAUGGAAAAGCAAAGAAUGGCCAGAAUUCGUCUCCAGCUACGCCCCCUGGUGGGCAUCCCAUGCAUUGAGUUGGCUGAAGUUUGGACGUCACCUCCAGGUGAUCCAUUAUGAGGAGCUCCAGAGGGCUCUCCUCCCGCAGCUCCGACUCAUCACGGCCUUCCUUAACAUCACCGCGACUGAGGAGCGACUGAUCUGUGCUCAGAGCAACCAAGAUGGCUACUUUAAACGACCAGGGGCCCAGCAGCCAUAUUUUGACCCAUUUACACCUCACAUGAGGCAAAUGAUUAACACCUUUAUUCAUACUGUCGAUGCGGCACUACAGAGCAGAAACUUCAGUGGACUUCCAAGAGAAUACAUUCAUAGAUGAUGGCGUGGGAAAUUCAUCCAAGUAGCUGUCAAUAGAGCAACACACACCACACACAGACACACACACAGACACACACACACACACACACACACGUACUGGCCAAUGUUAAUUUGACCAAGAGCUUCUUUGUCAGGGCCAGAUGCCCCAUGAGUGGAGCCACACGGUACAAAACAAAUCAUCGUGCCAUCAUUCAAUGAACCCUGAAGCCUGCAUUAAAAGCCUGCAGGCUGGACCCACUUCUCCGUGAGCAACAAAUAUGAUGAAUGCUAAGAGAGGAUUUCACAAAGAUGUGUGCGGCACCACAAGUGGAUUAUCGAGCAAAGUGUCUGACUGCACAAAAGGAUGAUUGUGCAAAUUGAAGAUGGAAAUGGUUUUCUCAACUUCUCUGUAAGAUUUUUCUUUUAGCGUACACCCACAUUAAUACAGACGACAGCGGCUAAAGACAGAUUAUACAGAUCUGCAAAUCUGCCGCUGCCUCAAAUUUACUACAUGCUGCAGACUUUUAAUGCAAUGACUGGACUGAAUUCCUGCUGUGAAAUGCAUCUUUUCAUUAAAUCCAUUUACAUUGCAAUUUAAGAGAUGUUAAAAUUGAAUGAAUGAAUGAAUUCAUGAAUACCAGAUGCAAAGUCAUACUCUUGGUCUGCUGGUGGUAUGCUUGUCAGGGAUCUUCUCUGCUGGGCUGAAAACUUUUAGAAGCACAGAGCAACAUUUAGAGUUUACAUGAAAUGGUAUUCACUUACUUUGUAUUUUUUAAAGUCUGUCGCCUUCAUUUUCGAGCAGGUCUUGGCUGCCAGCUUUGAUAUCUUUUCAUCCAGUCAGACUUCACCUUUUAUAUGUUGCCAUGUCAUGGAAUUUGCCGAUGUUGUAAAUCUUUCUCGAAUCCAUUCCAAAAAAAACCCCAAAACGUUGGCAAUCAAUCUCUCAGUCUUUGUUAGCUCUUUCUGACAAUGUGGCCACGUUCGACGUUUCUUGACAUUCUGUCAAUUUUCUGGAGGUUUGCCCCCUAGUGGUGCCCCUGUUCACACACAGACACGCCCACGCAACCACACAAAUAUACAUACAGUAGAG